This is a messenger RNA of Frankliniella occidentalis (western flower thrips), 3203 nucleotides long. RefSeq lists its product as uncharacterized. The record is from RefSeq and is a predicted model, not a curated record. Lineage: Eukaryota; Metazoa; Arthropoda; Insecta; Thysanoptera; Thripidae. The transcript is spliced from 2 exons. Bases 190 to 1359 code for a protein of 389 amino acids.
GUUGGCCAGCCAACGGGGGCAUCUCAGAUACUAUGUUCUUUCUUUGUAACUCUUGUUCCGUGUGAUUAUCAUUCAAUGUUACUUCGUGCUUUCUUAGCCUGUCUUUGUUAUUUUUUCCUCUGAAAUAAGUUAAUUUUUAAAGAAAAAUAUUUUUUAGUACACUAGAAUUUUCUUAUCCGAACCUGUACUAUGGAUUGUUUCAGGAUGGGGAGACAUGAUGGGGACUGCGCAGUUUCCCAGGCCAAAGCGAUGUGUCAUUGUGCCUCAAAACGUUUGGUUAUUCAUGUGUUGGAUGCCACAUCUCUUGUCUUUGUCCUCAUUCUUCAGGCAAGCGUUCUCAACUACUACAUAAUCCAGUAUUACAAAAGCACAGUUAGUCCAUACUUUUGGUUUGUUGGAGACUUCAUUUGCCUCUUCAUAUUUGCGGGAACUCUGACCACAUCAUACCGCUACCUGACGAGAUGCCAAGAAUGCCACCCAUGCAAAGGAGAGAAAUCAUUUUAUUUAUCACCAAAGCGCAUUGUUGCAAAUUUCCCUAUCAGUAAAUUAGGCAUGUUGCCUCUGAGUUAUGUAUCAUGGUUUCUGUACUCGUGCAUGCUUCUUGCAAAAGUGAUAAUCAUUUUUAAGUCAGAAAUUCCUGAACAGUUGAGUCUCGAUGAUGCAUUUGGACCUCAGCUUCUUCAAAUAGCCAUUGCUAUGUCAGGAAUAAUAUUUCUCUUGUUGGUUGAAGGCCACAAUUGGGCAGAGCGUGGGUCACCAAGGUACAUAUAUGUGACUAGCGUAUGUGGUAAAACAGGUAUUGAAAUCUUGGAUACUGUGUCUUUAUUGAGUAUUUUGCUUCUGGCCAGCACACAAAGUUUUCUUACCCCAAAUUUGGAGAAUGCUGUGAUUAUUUUGUCUGCUUUCAACUUUUUCUUGCCUGUCCUGGCCUUGUACAAACUGAGUCUUUGUGACUUUGCUGCCCAUCCAUUUUCAUUACCAAUAAGUGUUCUCCAUAAUUUGCUCCAUCUGUGCCUUGUAGAUGUCCCAUUUCUUUGCGUGCGUGUGUACCUAUGGCUUUAUUACAAGCAGCAUGCCUCCAUUUUCAUAAUGAAAAAUGUGUUCAGCAUAAUCCUUGUGCUUCGGGGUAUGUACCCAGAUCUUUUCAAAUUGGUUCAGAUGUUCUGCCAGAUGAAGCCAUCAGGCUCAGAUAAAGGGAAUGUUACAGAAUUGGAAGGACUUAACAAACAGUCAGGCUCAGCUGAUAACUUUGAGGAAAUCAAUCUUGGUGGUGGUGACAAAGAUGAAACUGCAGCAAAGCCAAUUUUGAAGAAAAACUCUGUUUUGGUUAAGGAAAGUUCAACUAAAAUCCCUGUCUGAAGAGUCGUAUUUCCUAGCCAAAAUUUAUGUGUAUUGAGUAUCAAAAACUUGUCUAAUGUGGCAAGCUUGUCAAUUAUCUCAAGAUAUCAGUCCAAUUGAUUGAAUCUCAGAUGUAAUGUUUGAUCUGCUAAGGGAAAACAAUUUUAUUACAGUCUAAAAAAUUAUAUCUAUUCUCAAUUAGUAUGUUUAAUACUUGAUGUACCCUUGCCGAAUAUGUAUUUCUUUGAAACAGUUCAACAACUUUAUAAUGAUAAGGUACUUUAUCAACAUUUCCUUGGAAACUGCUCUUCUAUUUUCAAAGGUUUUCUCCAAGGUGGUGUUUAUUUUUUGUUUGUUUGUAAGUAUGUUGAGCUCAGCAUGAAGAUGAUGAUAUUUGUGCAGAUCAUCAGCCUCAUUUUUCCUCAUUUUGUGUUUUGUAUUAAUGCCAGGCCCAGGCACACUUGGCACUGUGAUCUCAAAAGACUUAGAAAUAUAAUUGCCUUCAAAUCCUUCAUGUUUGGGCAAAAUACUGAAACUGUAUUUAUGAAGCAACUUUAGAUCUAUUAAUUUUUAUAGUUCCUAUGUGGAAUAUUAUGUUCUGUAAGACAGGUUUUGGCAUGCCUAUAUUACUGAUUAAUAGGGUUUCUUGUAUGUGACCUUUUAAGCUUCAUUUGUGCCAACAAAUUCAAUUUUAAGAUUUUCUUUAGAGAUUUGUUAAUGGUGUGAAGCUUGAAAUGUCAAUGUUCAAGACUUGUUUAUGAGUUGAAUUCGUCCUGCACAAAUGUAAGAGAAUUUUUCUCCGACUGAUAACCGCAGAAUGCUUUGAAUGGAAACUUUAUUAUGGCCUCAGAGGGCUGAAUUAAUUUUACUGAAAACAACAGAGUUGUUAAUGAGUCUCCUUUUACUGUAAGUAAUGGACUGAAAUUUGAGAUUUAAAUAAUGGUGUAGUAUUUUAUACUCAUCUUGUUGCUGUUUAAGUGACUGAAGUGGGCCAGUGCAUAAAUUAAUUAAGGGUUUCUGUAUCAUUCAUAACAACUACCAGACAUUCUUUUGCAAUGUUCUUUUCACAAUUGAUAUGCUUUAAUGAUAGUAUUUUGUGAUGAUUUAAUUUGAAUGAGGUAUUCUGGCUCACCUACCUACUGUGAUCCUUGUCAACAGCACACUGAACAUCAUAGAUUUCUUUUAAGUACAUGCAUAUAUCUCUGAUUUUGUUAAGUUCUAAUACUGCAAGUAAAUCAAAAAUACCCUUUUUUGUUUGUAAGGUAGAACCUCUUCAAAUUAUUUUGAUCUUUUUUGGUCAAUUUGUGUUUAUGUAAUUGUUAGUAUAGAUCAAACAUUAAGAACCUAAAUGUCCAUAUUUUACCAAAAAAUAUACAAUUAAAGCAAAGAUAUAUUUAAUUUAACGGUUAUAAUGUCAAUCUAUACCCAGAUUUUUCUAAUGAAUUUUUUGUACUUUUAACCUGGGCUGUUUGUUUUAAUGUAAGAAAGUUCAUUCACUUUUCUAAUGCUAAAUUGUUAAUUUUAAUUGGAAACACCAUAUUUCAGAGCUUUGUUGUGUUUGUGUGUUGUUUUUUUCCAGACAUGGUGUGCUCUCUAUUUUGGGACUCAGUAUAGAUGAAAUACCUUGCUAUACUUUACUCAAUGUCUGCCUCUAUAGCUUGAAGCCUUUACUACACAUAUUGUUUAUGCCUUUCUUUGUGGAUAUUAAUCUUGUGGUGAUUUGUGUAACAUGUAAUUGAUGAAUUUAUAGAAAGUUAAUUCAAAGUGAUAAAUUGUUGGGAUUUUUGUGUGUGUGUGUUUGCGUAUGUAUUUGUCAGCCUGUGCAAUUUGUCAUUUUGAUGCCAAAUACAUUUUAUUUUAAACCA